CACAGCGAACACAUGAAUAAAGCGAUUUGUAGCCUCGAUUUCUGAAGGUCUAGCGCUAUAUAUGGAGGCUGCUCUGCUGCGCAGUGAUCCUACGUCUGCUCUGUUCUACGCGGAGCAUUUUGUGUUGCGGUGGUUGUUUGUUGGUGUGUUGAGGAAUUAAGCGAGCUAGAGCUUGCCGCGGUUGCAUUUCAGCCUGAUGCUGUAGCUGCUUGGGGGGAGGAGCUCGUGUCGACGGCUCGUUUCAGCUCGUAUCGCCUAUGUUUACAGAGUUUCCCCUUGCUGCUGCUGAGAUGUCAACUGAACUGACAUGGUCCAAAGAACAGAUCAGGAAACCAUCCAAUUCAAUGGAGUCUUUAGACUUGGAUUCACCUUCCCCUGUCCGAACCCAAGUAUUGAACGAAAAGAAAUAUUUGAAUGAGGAUGAACAAGUCAUCCCUGACAUUGUUUCUUUUAAAUUUAGCUGUGAUUCUUUUGAGGAAAUUGGAUCUACCUCUUUUCAUGGGAUAAGUCACCCUCCUGAACCUGUUGACUCAGACAGGAUCCCAGUCUACGUGCCGAUUGACCAGAAUGAUGAGGGAAAAUGUUCAGUUACAAGCUUGUCUGUGAAUGGCUCUUUUCUGGAGGAUUAUCCAAUCAGGGACAGGGCACUGAGUGUUGAAUCAAACCAAUCAUUUCUUUCUCGGUUUGGGACCUUGAUCAAAGAACAUAAUGACUCAUCAGUGACUCUCUCAUCCCCAUUUCCUGUUUCCCAUCCCUCACAAAACAAGGAAGCAAGUCCACUGCCAGGUUCUAAUGCAAAAGAAUGCAUAUCGGAUGAUUCAUCUCCUCCAACCGGCAUUGUUAGUCCACAUAGCAGUAUUGAAAGUAUGGGUGGUUCCAAAGCUCUGAGCAAUGUCAAUGGCCGAACUAGCACUUGCUACAGUGAUAGCAUGACGAGUGAUGGCAUGCUUAGUUUGGAGAGGGAGUAUGAGAAUACCAAACAUGCAGUUCCUGGGGAUUCUCUUGAGAGUACCAACACUAGCAUUAGCCAAACUAGCGACGGCAGUGGUCUUAGCGAUGAAAGUAAUUGUAGCAGCCUCACUAGUGCAAAAAAGCCUCACAAAGGAAAUGAUCCCAGAUGGAAAGCUAUACUUGCUAUUCGAGCUCGUGAUGGUUGUUUGGGUAUGAGCCAUUUCAGGCUACUGAAAAGGCUUGGUUGCGGGGAUAUUGGAAGCGUGUAUUUGUCUGAACUAAGCACAACCCGUUGCUUCUUUGCAAUGAAAGUAAUGGACAAGGCAUCCCUUGCUAGCAGGAAUAAAUUAGCUCGAGCCGAGACUGAGAGAGAAAUCUUGCAGAUUCUUGAUCAUCCAUUCUUGCCAACAUUGUACACCCAUUUUGAGACAGACAGCUUCUCUUGCUUGGUCAUGGAAUAUUGCCCGGGUGGAGAUCUUCAUGCCCUUAGGCAACGACAGCCCGGAAAAUACUUCCCGGAGUAUGCUGUUCGGUUUUAUGCAGCUGAAGUUCUAUUAGCUCUUGAGUACCUCCACAUGCUGGGAGUGGUAUUCAGAGACCUAAAACCCGAAAAUGUCCUGGUUCGCGAUGAUGGCCACAUUAUGCUUUCAGAUUUCGACCUUUCCCUUCAAUGUUCAGUAUCACCAAUCCUCAUGAAAUCCUCUGGGCUCAAUUCUGAUCUUUCGAAACGAGGAGCUGCAUUCUGCACACGGCCAGCUUGUAUGCAGCCAUCAUCGGCAUGCUUCUUUCCGCGAAUUUUCCCUAUAAAAAGUAAGGUAAAAUCUCGAAAGCCCUGGCAUCCUCAUGUAGUGUCAUCCACCACUUUACCGGAGCUAGUUGCAGAACCUACGGCUGCUCGAUCAAUGUCAUUUGUCGGAACACACGAAUACUUGGCCCCUGAAAUUAUUAAAGGUGAAGGUCACGGCAGCGCCGUGGACUGGUGGACAUUUGGCAUAUUCUUGCAUGAGCUGCUGUAUGGUAAAACACCUUUCAAAGGUGCAGGAAACCGUGCUACGCUUUUUAAUGUAGUUGGCCAACAGCUCAAAUUCCCGGAUUCGCCGUCAACCAGCUCUGCCAGCCGGGACUUCGUUCGUGCAUUGCUUGUAAAGGAGCCACAAAACCGGUUGGGAGCGAAGAGAGGAGCCUCUGAGAUCAAGCAGCACCCGUUCUUCGAAGGCGUUAAUUGGGCUCUAAUACGGUGCAGCACUCCUCCGAGAGUGCCGAGGCCUGUCGAGGCUGAGUUCGGCCGGAGAUUCCGACAAGCUGACAACAAUGUAGGAGCGGAUGCUGGCGGACAAAUGGCAGCAAGAGCACACGGGCAAUCCAGAGGUAAGUUUCUGGACUUCGAGUUCUUUUAAUUAGUAGUUUUGAGGAAUGAGUAUCUAUCUCUCUAUAUGUUGUUACUGCCUGCCCUGCAUUUUGUGAUCUAAGUGUUUCUUGUGCUUUAUUUAUUUUAUUAC
Andrographis paniculata is the source of this 2450-nucleotide messenger RNA. Its product is annotated as serine/threonine-protein kinase D6PK. The coding region runs from base 258 to 2348 and encodes 696 amino acids. NCBI's taxonomy places the organism in Eukaryota, Viridiplantae, Streptophyta, Magnoliopsida, Lamiales, Acanthaceae. Gene Ontology annotation, cellular component: nucleus; cytoplasm; plasma membrane. The record is from RefSeq and is a predicted model, not a curated record. Gene Ontology annotation, biological process: protein phosphorylation. The transcript is spliced from 3 exons. Gene Ontology annotation, molecular function: ATP binding; protein serine/threonine kinase activity.